AUGGGCCAGCUUCGAGCCACAAAGCCCGGGCUUCUCGUGUGUGUGGCUGUCUGCAUCUCCAUCUUCCUGUAUUUAAGGAGCUCUGCUCCGGAGGCUGCUGAGGCAGAGCUCACCCACCCGGCCGCCGUGGAAUGCGGCUUUUAUCCAGAUGAACUGUGCUCAGCUUUAUUUGAAGGGAAGAAAGCAGCCCCCCAGAUUGCCAAAUUCUGUAAAAGUCCACCCACAUCCCACCUCCUUGGGUAUGUACACAAAGCGGGGAACUGCUCCCAGGUUUCCCGGGGGCUGCACUUCAUCACCACACCUCUCUCUGCAGAGGAGGGGAACUUCUCGCUGGCCUACAUCAUCGCCUUUCACGAGGAGCCGGCCAUGUUUGUGCAGCUCCUCAGGGCUAUCUACGCACCACAAAAUGUUUACUGUAUUCAUGUGCACGAAAAGGCCCCAAGGAAGUACACGAGGAUGGUGCAGACCCUAGCCAACUGCUUCGAAAACAUCUUUAUUCCAUCACAGACACAAAAGGCGGCUUACAGCAACCUGGCGAGACUGCAGGCGGAUAUUAACUGUAUGAAAGAUCUGGUCCAAUCCAAACUGCGAUGGAGAUAUGUCAUCAAUCUUUGUGACCAGGAUUUCCCCAUCAAAACCAACAGAGAAAUCAUCCACUACCUCAGAAGCAAGUGGAAAGAUAAAAACAUCACUCCCAGAGUGGCCCAAACAGCGCGCCCCCCACCCCCGCCGGGCCCAGGGCUUCCAGAGUCCCGCACGGAAGGGAGUAUCCAUGUAUCUCCAAAUGAAGGAUUCGAGCGCAAGCCACCACACAACGUAACCAUUUACUUUGGAAGUGCCUACUACUUGCUUACGAGGAAGUUUGUGGAGUUCAUACUGACCGACAGCCAUGCAAAAGACAUGCUGCAGUGGGCCAGAGACAGCCACAGCCCAGAGCAGCAUUACUGGGUGACCCUGAGCCGACUCAAAGAUGCUCCCGGGGCUACACGAGAUGCUGGCUGGGAAGGAAACGUUCGAGCCGUCAAGUGGAGAACAGAGGAAGGAAUAGUUCAUGAUGGAUGUAAAGGCCACUAUGUCCAAGACACCUGUGUCUACGGGCCAGGAGACCUGCCCUGGAUCAUCCAAUCGCCUUCUCUGUUUGCCAACAAAUUCGAGCCGGCCUCUGAGCCCCUCGUGGUCACGUGCCUGGAGAGGAGGCACCGGCUUCGGGUCCUGGCACAGGCAGAGGUCCCCAUUGAACCACACUGGCGUUUCCAACCGGAAAGUCAUUUCAACAUGAAGCUGCACUGCUAAAGGCAUCUGUUUUCUUGUGGAUGUGAUUCUUUCCUGAUCGAA
Molecule: messenger RNA, 1335 nt
Organism: Dipodomys spectabilis (banner-tailed kangaroo rat)
Lineage: Eukaryota; Metazoa; Chordata; Mammalia; Rodentia; Heteromyidae
Product: beta-1,3-galactosyl-O-glycosyl-glycoprotein beta-1,6-N-acetylglucosaminyltransferase 7-like
Exons: 3
Coding region: 1-1293 (430 amino acids)
Cellular component (GO): membrane
Molecular function (GO): acetylglucosaminyltransferase activity
Source: RefSeq, a predicted model, not a curated record